AUGAGCUGGCGUCCUGAUUCCCCCAUUGACCUUCCCGGCGGGCGACUGGGCUGCGGCAGUCAUGGAUUGGUCAUAUGUGGACAGUGUUGCGUCGACUAUAGCUUUAUGGACGAAGACGAAGAAAACUCAGCUGACGGGUCUGUGCGACUAACUGCCGACGACGUGCAGCUCUACAGUGGCCAGGCAACUCUUGGCGAAAAGCUUCUCUCGCGAGGCGUUGGAGCUGUCAUGCCAAAACUCUUCUCCGCAUCUUCUUCCGAUACACCCCAGAGUUUAUUCCCUGCACGAGUUUCGCGAAGCGCCAUUCCGAAUGUCGCACGGUUCAUCCAUCGCCGGGAAAAAGAAACGUUCCUCAUUUAUACAGACGGUGCGUGCCUUGAUAACGGACAAGCCAAUGCCAAAGCUGGAUGGGCCUGUGUCUUCCGACCUGGAGACGGAGGGGUUACAGGCCGUCUCGAAAACCACGGCCCGUUCGGAGAUUCUGCUCCUCAAACCAGUAAUAGAGCUGAACUCAGAGCCGUUGGUGAGGGCUUCAGUACUUUGGUCAUUGCCACCGACUCGGAGUAUGUCGUCAAGGGUGCGACGGAGUGGGUUUCGGGCUGGAUUCGUAAGAGCUGGAAGACAGCUAAGGGUGCUGGCGUUAAGAAUAGGGAUUUGUGGGAAGCUUUUCUGGGUGAGGUGGAACAUUGGGACGAUCGCGGGUUGAAGAUUCAGCUUUGGAAGAUUCCGCGUGAGAUAAACGCUCAGGCUGAUAAGUUGGCUAAGGAGGCAGCCCAGGGUAACGAUAUCGAUGAGUUUCGGGAUAUAAAGGGCGUUCUUGUUUAG
This is a messenger RNA of Fusarium sp. VM40, 825 nucleotides long. NCBI's taxonomy places the organism in Eukaryota, Fungi, Ascomycota, Sordariomycetes, Hypocreales, Nectriaceae. The record is from the annotation of a GenBank genome assembly.